GCCUCGUAGCUGUCAGAAGUUAUUUCUUUCAAAGAAGGUAAUAACCAGACACAAAGUAAUUAUUUUUUACAGCACUCAUUAGAAAAGCUGUUUUAAAGAAGAACAUGGAAUACCUCGGUGUCUACUAGCCGCGAGAUAUCGUCGUAACCCAACCGCUGGUAAAAUUAAUCAGAUUUAACGUGGAGUGGUCCUCUAGAAACAAAAUGGCUAACGGCUAUCGUUAGCUUGUUGGAGAGGACGGUUUUGUUUUUGCUUUCCGUGUGUUUUCUUACGCGGAGAUGAUAGUACCUGGUCAACAACAAACUUUCAGGAUCUCAAGCAUCUUUCUGAGUGGAUUACCAAACAUGAAAGCAGCAGGACAACAUGGUAAAGAAAACAAAGCUAACUUUAGCCUAUGCCAACUUACAGCGCAUACCAACAGGGGAUGGAGCAGUGUAAACGGCAACCCCAGGACAGCAGAGGUCACGCCGGUGAGGUGUAACUGAAAGCUUGAUGGGUUCUCCUAAUAUAUGCUGAAGGUGUGGGAAGCCUUGUGUGAUCACAAUGAGCAGUUAUGAUUGAUCAGAAGCUGGAGAAACAAGAGGCUGUGAAGACUACUCUUUGCAAGCAGAAGCACAAGCUAACCAUGCUGACUACAACGGAGUGGGACAAACUACAGAGGCUUGUGACCAUCCUCGAACCAUGCAGAAAUGUGACUGAGCUCCUUGGAGGUGAGACUUAUGUCUCAAGUUCUGUGGUCUUACCUGCUCUCCACCACCUGGACCGCACCAUGGAGGUCUCUGAUGAGGACCCAGCCUACAUGGUGAGGUUCAAGACUGCCUUUUCAAAGGAUCUAUCCCAUCGUCAAGCAACACUCAACCAUGAAUGGCUCAAGCUGGCUACAGUACUCGACCCACGCUUUAAGGACUUGAAGUGUCUACCCAGAGGAGAGCGAGAAGGGGUGUGGACCAGCCUUGAGGCACUGCUGCAAACAGAAUACAAAAGUGCUACUCCAGAGCCCACAGACGAGCCAGCAAAGAAGAAGAGAGUCCUACUGUGUGCGUCAGACUCUGAUUCAGAUGAUGAUGUGGGGCCUAACAGGGCCUUGGGCCUCUACAGAGCAGAACCCACCAUUAGCGAGACAGACUGCCCACUGCAGUGGUGGUCAACUCAUGCAGGGGCCCAUCCACAACUGUCUGUCUGUCUGGCCCGCAAGUAUCUGGCUAGCCCUGCCACAUCUGUCCCUUGUGAGAGAAGAGUAACAUAGUUGAAAAGAAGAGGUCAGCCCUCAGCUCUGAAAAUGUCAACAUUCUUGUUUGUCUCAGCAACUGGCUGAAAGAGAGGGAGAAAUAGGAGGAGAAGAAGUAUUGUGAUGCCAGGCCAAUGGGUUUGUUGUUACUGUUAAGUUACACUAAGGUGUUGAUCAAACUGUUAAGGCCUAUGUUGCAAAGAUUUUUUGCUCAGGACAAUGGCAGAAUAGGAGUGGCUGUCAUCAGUUGAUGGAUCAUUUUUGUUUCUGUGUUGUUUUUCAAAACCAUUUAUGGUAGAAAGGGCACUUAAUGUUUAACUGUUGGUCUGUUUAUUUUAUGCCAAGGAUAUUAUUCUAACUAUUUUGCAAUGUUCAGUAUCCACUUUUCUGGAAUGUACUUUAAAGUGCUGUUUUUUAUUUUAAUAAACAAAAACAAAUGUAUUUAAGACAUAGAAAGUUUACAAAAAGUCCUGAAAAAUCUUGAA
Epinephelus fuscoguttatus (brown-marbled grouper) is the source of this 1713-nucleotide messenger RNA. RefSeq lists its product as uncharacterized. Gene Ontology annotation, cellular component: nucleus. Gene Ontology annotation, biological process: regulation of transcription by RNA polymerase II. The record is from RefSeq and is a predicted model, not a curated record. The coding region runs from base 554 to 1246 and encodes 230 amino acids. The transcript has 4 exons. Lineage: Eukaryota; Metazoa; Chordata; Actinopteri; Perciformes; Serranidae.